Messenger RNA from Closterium sp. Naga37s-1, 414 nucleotides. The record is from the annotation of a GenBank genome assembly. Lineage: Eukaryota; Viridiplantae; Streptophyta; Zygnematophyceae; Desmidiales; Closteriaceae.
AUGACUACAGCUUCAGCGGGGCGAGAGGGGAAGGUAAAGCUUGAGCCGGGCGAGAGGGUGAGAGGGCGAGGAGGGGCGAGAAGGUGUGGCGGGGUGUUGGUCGAAGCACCCACUGGAGUGGGAGGGUGCGUUGUGGCGGUGGACGGAUGGGAUGAGGAGAUGGACGGAUGGGAUGAGGAGAUGGACGGAUGGGAUGAGGAGAUGGACGGAUGGGAUGAGGAGAUGGACGGAUGGGAUGAGGAGAUGGACGGAUGGGAUGAGGAGAUGGACGGAUGGGAUGAGGAGAUGGACGGAUGGGAUGAGGAGAUGGACGAAUGGGAUGUGGAUGGAUGCUUAAAGGCCACUCCGUGGGCACUCAACGGCAAUAAUAAGGGCACCUGUAACAGCAGCGCUCACAGAGUGGUCCCCCUGUGA